Caenorhabditis sp. 36 PRJEB53466 is the source of this 776-nucleotide messenger RNA. NCBI's taxonomy places the organism in Eukaryota, Metazoa, Nematoda, Chromadorea, Rhabditida, Rhabditidae. The record is from the annotation of a GenBank genome assembly.
AUGCAUGCCUCUCGGCUUCUCCUAGUUCCCAUCCUUUUUCUUCCGUUUUCACUGUGCCAACACUGUAAUGAGCCACCGAAUCGGGGAAAUUCAAAGUGCGCGAAACCACUGAAAGAAGUCAAGGUAAUAAUUGUGAAUCAACAUGUCUACCACAACGCUCCCCUUGCUACAGUACUACUUUGACAAGAAACUGGAAAUGUGUCUUCCGUUCCUAUACGAAGGAUGCGGCGGAAAUUCGAAUCGGUUCGACGACUCGGAAUUGUGCAAUUUGAGAUGUCGAGCAGGUUUCUUUUUGUGUCUCUGAAAUGCGCUUCCUCUUACAUUUCGGUUUUUGAUAGCAGAUAAAGGAAUUUGUGGAGGAGGUUCGAAGGCGUACGCCAGUUGUUCUCAGAGAAACAAGACAUGUCCCAAGGGAUCCAGAUGCAUAAAUAUGGCAUUCGGACUGGGAUUGUGUUGCGAUGAGCAGAUUCAGGGUGAGUGUUCGUCAGUGUUCUCGCUAUGAAUCACAAGUUGCGAUAACCUUUUUUCAGAUGCCUGGAUCCAAGAGAAUCAUCCAAAGUGCUCAAUCCCGAGUCACGAGGUGGUGACCGAAUCCGUUUGGUACGGAGAGCAAGAGCUGCUCGGCCGAAGUUGCGCCCACAAGUGAGUAAUCCCUUCAAAUUCCACUAAUCCGAUGUUCGCUAGCAUUCAGAUUCUGUCCUCUCGGUUCGAAGUGCGUCGAGGGCAGAUGGCUAGCUCACUGCUGCAGACCACUCAUAAAAGCCGCUAAUUCAUAG